GACAUGGUGCACUGCACGGUCUUUGACUCGUUGUGUCUUGUUGCACCCUGCGGCACGCUCCCUCCGCUAGGAAUGCAAGCCUACGACGAAGAUGGCGGCCAUGUCUUUGGAUCACGCUCCAACCCAACCUGCUUUCUUGCCAGAUCAUAUGGUCAGUCUGCCCUGAGCUUGUCGUACUGUACUUCAGCCAUGGUGCAGCUCAACAGCGUGGAGUGUGAAUUGCCGAAUGCAAGGAUCCCAGCCGCCACGAGGCAUCCACGUUUUACGCUAGUUGCGCCACCCCAAUACCGUUGCGCAAUCUCCGGGGACACGAUUGACGGGGUGAUGCAGCUGACCGUCUUUGGCCAACAACGCAGAGCUGUAAGCGAGUUAUGUGGCUUGCUUUGGGCGAUUCAACAGCGCGCUCCCCUCUUGCCCAGAAACUGUGGCUUUAGACUUUUAACGGGUGCUGGAUCUGCGCAAAAUUAUGACACCCUGUCUGGUUGACCAUAGAAGCACAGAAAGCGCAGCUGCAGCAUUGGCACUGACGGGAAAUUGGCGCGACCUUACAAUGACCGCGUGGCUGAACAGACCAUGGAAGGACUACUGUCGCUUCCGUGGCCAUUCCCAACACGGUGAUCGCAAUGGCGACAUCCUUCCUAUAGCAGUGAUACCAUCCCGCUGGUUCUCUUCGUC
Baudoinia panamericana UAMH 10762 is the source of this 675-nucleotide messenger RNA. RefSeq lists its product as uncharacterized. The transcript has a single exon. Bases 4 to 486 code for a protein of 160 amino acids. The record is from RefSeq and is a predicted model, not a curated record. Lineage: Eukaryota; Fungi; Ascomycota; Dothideomycetes; Mycosphaerellales; Teratosphaeriaceae.